UUAUCUCAUUUUUCUUUUCAUUAUUUAUUAUCUUCCAUUUCAACUACAAAAUAAAACACCCAUUUCCCUCCUCACGUUAACUCUUCUAUUAAUUUAUUUCAUCUUUCAUUGUGUUUAACUUAAUCUAAAUUUAGCUUAAUUCCAGUGUAAUCUUCAACAAUGGAUGAUAAUCCACACAAUAAUUUUUCAUUAGGAAUAGAUGAAGAAACAGAACAACAAUACGAACUUCACUCUAACCUACUUCAACAAUUCACCGCAAUCUCUUCUAUCGACAAGGCAUGGAUUUUCAAAUCAGACGCAGAUUCUUCACAGGGAAUGAUGUUUUCUGUGAGUCAACCGAAUCUUCUGGCUAACAAGAAACGAAAGUUCAUUCUAUCUUCUACGGUUACUAAACAGAGCGACGGUUCCGUCAUGUUGCACUGGGCUCCGUUUCCCGUUGAGAUGUCUGGAGUUUCCGCUAUGGUUCCAUCACCUUCUGGUUCAAAGCUUUUGAUUGUUCGAAAUCCUGAGAGUGAUGCUCCUUCUCGGUUUGAAAUUUGGAGCAACUCUUAUCUGGAAAGGGAGUUUCAUAUACCGCAAUCCAAACACGGUUCUGUGUACAUUGAUGAAUGGUUUGAGGGAAUCUCUUGGAACUCAGAUGAAACUCGUAUAGCGUAUGUUGCUGAAGAGCCUUCCCCAACAAAGCCUACAUUCAAUGAUCAUGGCUAUAAGAAAAGUAGUUCUAUUGACAAAGAUUGCGGAAGCUGGAAAGGUCAAGGAGAUUGGGGAGGAACAUAUGCGGGAAAGAGGCAGUCUGCAAUUUUUGUCCUAAACAUCACUAGUGGAGAGGUUCAAGCUGUCAAAGGAAUUCACAAAUCUUUGAGUGUUGGCCAAGUUGUUUGGGCUCCAUCAAAUGAAGGAUUGGCAGAAUAUUUGGUUUUUGUUGGAUGGUCAGUUGAGACAAGAAAGAUCGGUCUUAAGGGCUGCUACAACAGGCCUUGUGCAUUAUAUGCGAUUAAAGCACCAUGCGAACCAAAAACUAAUGAAAGGGAGAUCCACUCAACUGAAGAUGCUCACGCGCUUAACCUAACUCAAACCACAAAUAGUGCUUUCUUUCCACGGUUCAGUCCAGAUGGAAAGUUUCUUGUAUUUUUAUCAUCAAGAAGUUCAGUUGAUUCUGGAGCUCAUUUUGCUACAAAUUCACUUCAUAGAAUUGAUUGGCCUAAGGAUAUGAAACUCUAUCAAUCUUCAAAAGUUCAUGAUGUGAUACCAGUUGCGCUGUGUGCUGAGGAUGGUGACUUUCCCGGGUUUUACCAUUCAAGUAUCCUUAGCGAUCCAUGGCUUUCUGACGGCCACACAUUGAUUAUACCCUCUGUCUGGCAUAGCAGUCAAGUUUUACUUUCUGUCAACGUGUUGAGUGGACAAAUAUUACGGAUCACCCCUGCAGACUCAAAUUUCUCGUGGAGUCUCCUUACGUUGCACGGGAACAAUAUUUUUGCUGUUUCUAGCAGUCCAGUAGAUGUUCCUCAAGUCAAGUAUGGAACCUUUGUUGAGAAGGAAACUGGUAACUAUCAAUGGAGUUGGUCAGAUGCAUCAAAUCCCAUAUAUAAGUGCUCUGACAAGGUAAGAUCUUUGUUGUCCUCUCUUACAUUUAGUGUAAUGAAGAUCUCAGUCAAGGAUGCCUUUGAAAACCAAACUAAAGGUUCUUGUAAACCCUAUGAAGCUAUAUUUGUGUCAUCAAAAACUAAGAAAAGUAACAAAUGUGAUCCACUAAUUGUGGUCCUUCAUGGAGGACCACACUCUGUAUCGAUAUCAAGCUUUUCAAAGUCACAGGCUUUUCUUUCUUCGCUUGGAUAUAGCUUGUUGAUUGUCAACUACAGAGGUUCGAUGGGAUUUGGUGAGGAAGCGUUACAAUCUCUUCCAGGGAAAGUUGGAUCUCAGGAUGUCAAUGAUGUACUCACUGCUAUUGAUCAUGUCAUAGACUUGGGACUUGCCAGUCCAUCAAAGAUUGCGGUGCUUGGAGGUUCACAUGGCGGCUUUCUGACAACCCACUUGAUUGGCCAGGCACCAGAGAAGUUUGUGGCAGCGGCUGCUAAAAAUCCUGUUUGUAACCUUGAGCUGAUGGUUGGUACAACUGAUGUCCCUGAUUGGUGCUUUGUUCAGAGCUAUGGAAUCAAAGGAAGAGAUAGGUUUACCGAAGCACCUUCAGCAAAGGAUCUGGCUCUAUUUUAUAGCAAGUCUCCUAUUGCACACAUCUCUAAGGUUAAAACACCAACAAUUUUUCUCUUAGGUGCACAAGAUCUUCGCGUCCCAAUUUGGAAUGGACUGCAAUAUGCCCGGGGUUUAAAGGAGAAAGGAACACCGGUUAAAGUCAUUGUGUUUCCGAAUGAUGCUCAUGGAAUUGAAAGUCCACAAUCCGACUUUGAAAGCUUCCUUAGCAUUGCUGCAUGGUUCAAUAAGUAUUGCAAAUGAGUUGCAUUUUCAAAUACAAUGAUUCAGUCAUAUGACUUAUGCCAUCAAGAGUUAAGUUGAGAUACUACUCUCACUUUUCGAAAGCAUGAUGAUAGAUGUUGUAAUUUUCUUUGUUUCUUAAUCAAAAGCUGCUAGCUUUUUGGUGAACACCUGUGAUGAAUCCUUCGAAAUAUUGAGUCAUGAACAAGUAUUGUAUACUUUUUUUUAUUGAGAAUGAGAGUGACAAUUUUUAAUAUCCAAA
This is a messenger RNA of Lathyrus oleraceus (garden pea), 2692 nucleotides long. Its product is annotated as acylamino-acid-releasing enzyme. The record is from RefSeq and is a predicted model, not a curated record. The transcript has 17 exons. The coding region runs from base 160 to 2451 and encodes 763 amino acids. NCBI's taxonomy places the organism in Eukaryota, Viridiplantae, Streptophyta, Magnoliopsida, Fabales, Fabaceae. Gene Ontology annotation, molecular function: serine-type endopeptidase activity. Gene Ontology annotation, biological process: proteolysis.